Messenger RNA from Helianthus annuus (common sunflower), 1935 nucleotides. RefSeq names its product ATP-dependent DNA helicase pif1-like. The record is from RefSeq and is a predicted model, not a curated record. The transcript has 2 exons. The coding region runs from base 1 to 1935 and encodes 644 amino acids. Gene Ontology annotation, molecular function: DNA helicase activity. NCBI's taxonomy places the organism in Eukaryota, Viridiplantae, Streptophyta, Magnoliopsida, Asterales, Asteraceae. Gene Ontology annotation, biological process: telomere maintenance; DNA repair.
AUGAGUUUUGAUGAUAUAAAAACAGUUGAUGGAAAAAUUUAUCCUACCUUUAAAGAUGCAUGCCUCGCUCGCGGUCUGUUGGAUGAUGAUAAUGAGUAUAUAAUUGCCAUGAAGGAAGCAAGCACAUGGUCCACUUCUGAUUUCUUGCGUACAUUUUUUGUAAUGUUGUUGAUGUCAAAUUCCAUUUCUAGGCCUGGUCAUUUCUGGACACAAACAAAAUCUCUGUUGUGUGAAGAUAUAUUAUAUCAUCAACGGAGGGUUACUGGUAUUUCUGAUUUGGUUCUUCCAGAGGAAGAGAUUGAAACCAUUUGCUUAUCACAUAUCGAAAAAUUGUUACUUGCUUAUGGAAGUACAUUAAGCUGCUUUUCUGACAUGCCAAAUGUUCCUGGGAACUACAUUUCAGCAUUGAACAAUCAAAUGAUAAUGAAAGAACUUUCCUAUGAUCGGAGUAGCUUAAAAAAGGAACUUGCAUCUUUCUUAAAAUCUUUAACUGAUGAACAGCAAAAAGUGUAUCAAACUGUCAUGAAUGCAGUUGCUAAAGGAAAUGGAGGUGUUUUCUUUCUAUAUGGUUACGGUGGAACUGGUAAAACAUUUCUCUGGAAAACAUUUGCAGCUGCGUUACGCUCCAAAGGUGAAAUUGUUUUGAAUGUUGCAUCUAGUGGUAUUGCAUCACUUCUAUUAGAUGGCGGUAGAACAGCUCAUUCCAGAUUUGUAAUUCUGAUAAACGUUAACGAGGAUUCUAUAUGUUUUAUAGAACCGCACAGUGAGCUAGGAGGCUUAAUAAAAGAAACUAAGAUGAUAAUCUGGGAUGAAGCGCCAAUGACACAUAAGCAUUGUUUUGAAGCUUUGGAUAGAACAAUGAGAGAUAUAGUCCGUUCCAAUAAUUCGUCCUUGCAGUCCAAGGCUUUUGGCGGAAAGAUAGUCCUUUUUGGCGGUGAUUUUAGACAAAUCCUUCUGAUCAUUCCAAAAGGUACCAGAAGCAUGAUUGUAAAUUCUUCAUUGAAUUUUUCUUAUAUAUGGCAGGAUUGUCAGUUACUCAAACUAACUAAAAACAUGAGGUUAAAAGUCGGUACAAAAGCAAGUAAUCUUCAGGAGACCAAGGAAUUUGCUGAAUGGAUUUUACGCCUUGGUGAUGGUCUACUUGGUGAUCCAAAUAAUGGAGAGGUAGAGAUUGAAAUUCCAGAUGAUCUACUUAUAUUAGAUGAAAUCAAUCCUAUAUCUUCAUUGAUCUCAUUCACAUAUCCGGAUAUGCAAAACUUUAUGUGGGAUUCAAAUUACUUUCAACAAAGAGCCAUUCUUGCUCCCACAAAUGAUGUUGUUGAUUCAAUAAACACAGAACUGUUAAAUAGUAUCGUUGGUGAAGAGAAGAUAUAUCUAAGUUCGGAUUCUUUAUGUGAUACUGAGCAACAAACCGACCUUGACAUGGCGUUGUUUCCUCCAGAUGUGCUAAACAAAAUGCAUUUAUCAGGAUUACCUAACCAUAAAUUGGUUCUUAAUGUUGGAGCUCCGGUAAUGUUACUUAGAAACAUUGAUCAAACAAAUGGUUUGUGUAACGGUACACGACUUCAAGUAACAAAACUUGGAAAACUUGUAAUUGAAGCAAAGAUUAUUACCGGAACUAAUAUAGGUCAUCAUACUUUGAUUUCAAGAUUGAAAAUGACACCAAGCGAUAAAAGAUUACCGGUGAAAAUUGCACGAAGACAGUUCCCACUAUCCCUGUGCUUUGCAAUGACCAUCAACAAAAGCCAGGGACAAUCACUUGAACGUGUAGGACUAUAUCUUCCACGUCCGGUUUUUAGUCACGGGCAACUAUACGUAGCUGUAUCUCGAGUAAAGAGUAUGAGCGGUUUGAAGAUUUUGAUAUGUGACAGAGGAAAACAAGUGUGUAAAACCACAACUAACGUGGUCUACAAAGAAGUUCUACAAAAUCUAUAG